AUGAGCGGUCAGUUUGAGGAAGAUCUCCGAGCGGGGGAGAGGAAAAGCAGUAAAUCCCCGACACUGCUCUCCUCUUACUGCAUAGACAGCAUUCUGGGCCGCCGGAGUCCCUGUAAGGUCAGACUGAUCGGUGCGCAAAGUUUGACGGGUCUGCCCGGCAGAGGAGAGCUGGACAAGACGGCAGACGGGUCAACGAAAGACCCCCUGACACUCAGCGCUGACAUGCACCUGCCACCCAAGCUCCGUCGGCUCUACGGACAGGGGGGGAAGUACCUUCACGAUCACGCAGAGAAGCUGGAGAGGGAGCGGCUCCUCUUGGAACAAGCAAGCGAGAGCCUCAAAAUCAGCCAGGCUCCGCAGGUGAGCAUCAGCCGCAACAAGUCCUACAGAGAGAACGUGGCGCUGAGCCGGGGAGAGGGCGAUCAGAGCCCCGGGGAGGGCUCGGAGGACAGCAACAUGGGACUGGUAGAGCUCGGCCCGUUGAAGUUCGAGGAGGACGCCGGGAAGGAGGAGGAGAGCUGCGGGGACGCGGCGGCGCUGUCCCCGAAGGACGAGGAGAGGGAGAGCUUGAACACCGGGGAUGGGGAAGGGAGGGACGGGGAGGACAGCGUGUGUCUGUCGGCGGGCAGUGACUCGGAGGAAGGGAUGAUGAAACGGAAGCAAAGAAGAUACAGGACUACCUUCACCAGUUACCAGCUGGAGGAGCUGGAGAGGGCUUUUCAGAAGACGCACUACCCUGACGUCUUCACCAGGGAAGAGCUCGCAAUGCGCCUGGAUCUUACCGAGGCCCGUGUCCAAGUGUGGUUUCAGAACCGCAGGGCCAAGUGGAGGAAGCGUGAGAAGGCCGGGGUGCAGGCACACCCGUCGGGCUUGCCUUUCCCAGGCCCUCUGGCAGCAGGCCACCCUCUCAGCCACUACCUGGAUGGGGGGCCUUUCCCUCCUCACCCACACCCGGCUCUAGAGUCCGCCUGGACGGCUGCUGCCGCCGCAGCCGCGGCCUUCCCUGGCCUGGCCCCGCCACCCCACAACGGCUCGGCCCAACCCCUGGCCACCCCACUCGGUCUGGGCACUUUCCUGGGCACGGCAGCCAUGUUCCGCCACCCUGCCUUCAUCGGACCCACUUUUGGCAGGCUCUUCUCCAGUAUGGGUCCUCUGACCAGUGCUUCCACCGCCGCAGCUCUCCUUCGUCAGCCCGCUCCUCCCGUAGAGAAUCCCUCCCAUGCGGGUCCCAUCCUCCCUGACCCUUCCUCAUCCUCCUCUGUCCCUUCCGCAGCCGCAGCAGACCGCAGGGCCUCCAGUAUCGCGGCGCUGCGCCUGAAGGCCAAGGAACACUCGGCUCAGCUCACCCAGCUUAACAUUCUGUCCACCGGCGCUCCGGGGAAGGAGGUGUGCUGA
Messenger RNA from Scomber scombrus (Atlantic mackerel), 1395 nucleotides. It is a transcript of the gene arxa, whose product is annotated as aristaless related homeobox a. The record is from RefSeq and is a predicted model, not a curated record. Lineage: Eukaryota; Metazoa; Chordata; Actinopteri; Scombriformes; Scombridae. Gene Ontology annotation, molecular function: RNA polymerase II transcription regulatory region sequence-specific DNA binding; DNA-binding transcription factor activity, RNA polymerase II-specific. Gene Ontology annotation, biological process: regulation of transcription by RNA polymerase II.